Molecule: messenger RNA, 930 nt
Organism: Letharia columbiana
Lineage: Eukaryota; Fungi; Ascomycota; Lecanoromycetes; Lecanorales; Parmeliaceae
Exons: 2
Coding region: 1-930 (309 amino acids)
Cellular component (GO): mitochondrial large ribosomal subunit
Molecular function (GO): structural constituent of ribosome
Source: RefSeq, a predicted model, not a curated record
AUGCCCGGAGAUGGCAAUGGCAUACCUUUCAGCUUUGAGUUUCUUGUGCGGCCUGAAGGCUUCCUCUCCACAUGCACUUUCUUAGCGAAACGUGUGCGAUCUGUAAAACCGUCGAUCGAACUGUCUGAUAACUUUGCAAGAACCAAAAAGGUUGGCCACGUCCUUUGCCAAACGGUGACGCUGUUGGCAGGGAUCUUCAAUCUCGCUACCGGCAAGAUCCAUACCGGCCGACAUUUAGCCGACAAGGAGAAAAGAUCAAUUGCUAGUGACAUUCUGUUCGACGACGAGUCACAACGCAGCAGCGACAUGCCUAUUUCCCUCUCACUACGACCACCUUCCAAUCUCUCCUUCCUCUUCCCUUCAUUCUCAAGCUUGGUACCAUAUGUUUCCCGAAGAAACGAAUCCUCCGCGCGCCGAACAACCAAACGCCUCAGAACGAAACCCGACCCAUCAUUCACCUCCUCAAUCCCUCCGUCCCAAGUCAACGACCACAUCGUCUUCAAUCCACCGUCCUCCGCUCCAUCUCCCUACCAUACUCCUCCAGUCUUCCUCCCAGUCAAUGACCCGCGCCGGACCCUCCUCGCUCAAUCCCAUCAGCAUGCCAACCCCUACGACCAACCUAAUAAGCGAUUACCACCAAUCGUCCACAAGCAUAAACCGUACGAGAAGAAGUACCACCUCCGGGAGAAGGAGAUUGAGGAGAUAAGAAGGUUGAGAAGUGAAGAUCCGUAUAAGUGGACACGGGCGAAGUUGGCGGAGAAAUUUGAGUGCAGUCAGUUCUUCGUGGGUAUGGUUGCGGAGGCGCCUUCAGAGAAGAAGGCGGCGGAGCAAAGAAUGAUAGAAGAGAUUCAGGAAAAGUGGGGUAGGAGAAGGAGGUAUGCGAGGGAGGAUAGGGGCAAGAGGAGGGAGUUGUGGGGCAAGGAUUUGUAG